AACCGUAAAAGUAUCUCUAUGGACCGGGCUCGAUUCUGGUAGCACACGGGGAAGGAAGCUGUCAAGGCGAUGCAUUGUUAACGUCCAGCCGCCCUUUCCCUGUCUUUCAAAAGGGGACUACCUUCCGCAUACACCCUGGUUUAUGUGUAUAUUGUUAACGAUAAUGAGUGACUUUUGAAAGCUACCUCCAGAGAGGAAGGCGCUAGAAGUCAGGAUCCUACAAAUGGCAAGAGACACUACCUCAUAUGGGGCAGAUAAAUGUUCUACUUCGGGACAACGUGGCUACUAUUGAUGCUCAAAACGCCUACAUUAUCAGUAUUCACCAUGUCACUGAACAUUCUCUACCAAGUUUUACACAGUAUCGUGACCGUCUACUGGAUAUUUUUGCUCCCUGUCAUAUUCUUAGUAUACCAUGUGUUUCCAUAUGCUGCUCGCACUUCAACGUCGGGAGAAACGGCAGCACAACGAGCAACAACUUUCCGCCCUCAGAAUCACAAUAUCUCCCCGUCGACUCAUCCCGCUCGUGUCGGUCGAAGCCUGAGACACCAACUUGUUCCCCCGGCUCGCGCGGGUCUCAAUUCGGAUUCGGCAGUGGACGACGUCGCUCGACAGCUCGAGGUACUCCGAACCUGGAUAUCAGAUAACAUCAUGAGUGGAAUGUACUUAUACCCUAAAGUUCUUUCCUACGACAGCGAGCUGGCACGAGGGAGAUGGUUUAUGCGAUUCCAGUCACAUGAAUUGACGUAUUUGGAUAAAUUCCAAAACUUUGCCGACACGGCUGCGGGCAGGAUCAAUAUUCGACUAGCACUUCUCGCCAUGUCAGUCCGGCCGCACAGUCCCAUGUCACCGGUCUACUGGGCGGUUGCCCUAAUUCCUGGCUUGCACCUGGAGCGGUACCUUUUGAUAUACAUGCCCAAACAAGAUAUCCACGGGGAUUUAAAGGCCCAUUUCCUGGAUCAGCGAAGACGAUUUGUUGACACGCUGCGAACUCGUGUGAAGCUGGUCAAAAUCUUGGCCAAUCGGGAACGCAUGGAACGGGGCGAGCAGGAUAGGGAUCAUCUGCGAAGCUGUCUUACAUGGAUCAGCAUAAUGAUCAAUCAAGGAGCUGAGCCUUUUCGGCCGGUGGGGGAUAUCCGGGCCACUUGGACAGAUAUGAGAGAGCUUAAGCUUUGAACGGUUGGGGGAAAUUGUACACGGUGGUUUCCUGAUUCUUAUCUUAGUAGGUUCCCCGAAGUAUGAACUUUGGUUUAAUUCAACUGCAGAAUACGUGGGCUGGUAGUAGAUAGUCUAGGUAAUUUGAAAGCUAUCAAGGGCUUUUUCUCUGUCCAUUCGAGUUCUCUAGCCAGUCAACCACCCAACAACGAUUCUGGAUCUGUCGUAACCAAUUUUAGUAUAAAUGUAGUGUCCAUUAGUGGCAAGUUCCAGGAUGGUUCUACCCCGGAAUAUAACAAACGUACACUUACAUUAGUUUAAAUCUGCUAUAACC
This is a messenger RNA of Aspergillus ochraceoroseus IBT 24754, 1486 nucleotides long. RefSeq lists its product as uncharacterized. The transcript has a single exon. The record is from RefSeq and is a predicted model, not a curated record. Lineage: Eukaryota; Fungi; Ascomycota; Eurotiomycetes; Eurotiales; Aspergillaceae. Bases 259 to 1173 code for a protein of 304 amino acids.